Cryptomeria japonica (Japanese cedar) is the source of this 1429-nucleotide messenger RNA. RefSeq lists its product as uncharacterized. The transcript has 11 exons. The record is from RefSeq and is a predicted model, not a curated record. The coding region runs from base 160 to 1200 and encodes 346 amino acids. NCBI's taxonomy places the organism in Eukaryota, Viridiplantae, Streptophyta, Pinopsida, Cupressales, Cupressaceae.
GCAUAGGGUUUUACCAUAUGGAGAGAGGGGUUUUAAGAACCAAUACAUAAGUUUCAUGUGUUUUUAUGUUUGGCUUUUCCAUAUUUUUUUAAAAAAGGGCGGAGGCAGGCUUUUAUAUUGCCUGUAUUGAAGAGGUUGAAAAAACCAGAGCUUAAUGCAAUGGAAGUAGGAGCCGCAGCUGCGGCGGAGAAGAAGAAGAAGUCAAAGAAGAGGAAAGGGCAGGGAGAAGUGAGUAUCCACAACGAGCAAAAUGGGAAGAGAAGCCAAAUCGAAGGGGAAUAUGAAGGUCCCAGUACAAUAAGCAUAGCUGUAGCAGGUUCCAUUAUCGACAAUUGCCAGUCCCUGGAACUUGCUACAAGGCUCGCCGGACAGAUAGCAAGGGCAGCCACAAUUUUUAGAAUUGACGAGGUGAUAGUAUUUGAUGACAAAGAAAAUACAGGUGUUACAUCUGAUGUGUCAAUAUGGGACGAUGAGGGAGAAAGCGGUGCAUUGUUUCUGGCAAGAAUCUUGCAUCAUCUUGAGACACCUCAGUACUUGCGACGUGCACUUAUCCCCAAACAUAACAUUCUUAGAUACGUGGGCUUGUUACCUCCUUUAGAUGCUCCUCAUCAUGCACGCAAGCACGAGUGGGUUCCAUAUCGCGAAGGUGUGACCCUUGAUAGGAAACCUCCAGCUGGAGUUGGGACUUUUGUCGAUGUGGGUCUUCUUAAGCCUGUUUAUAUUCAACAAACAAUUGAGCCUGGACUGCGAGUGACAGUAGCAAUGGGAUCUAACAAGAGUUUAGGGACUGAUUGUGUACGCCAAGCCGUGAAACAUUCAGAACCAAGAGAAAAGAAGGGGCUUUAUUGGGGUUACACAGUACGGUAUGCUUAUAAUAUUAGCAAUGUAUUCAACGAAAGUCCUUAUAAGAGUGGGUAUGAUUAUUCAAUUGGAACUUCGGAGCAUGGAGAUAUUAUAAGGUCUUCUGAUCUUGUGAUUCCAAAAUUCAGACAUUUACUAAUUGCAUUUGGAGGACUUGCGGGUCUCGAGGAGAAUGUUGAGGAGGAUCAAAAUCUCAAGGGAAAAGGGGUUCGACAACUAUUUGAUUGCUACCUAAACACAUGCCCCAACCAAGGAAGUCGAACAAUUCGAACUGAGGAGGCUACUUUUAUAUCAUUACAAUAUUUUCAAGAUCCUAUUCAAAGGGCCACUUGUACUUAAACAAUCAUAUAGGUAAAAGCAUUGCCAAGAUAAUAGAAAUUGUGUAUGCAACUUUGUGGAAGAGACUAAAUGAAAUAAGGGAAUCUUCUUUCCUUAUGAAGAGAACAUCAAGCUUAUUUUUCUUUGAAAUUGCUUGUUUUAUAAAUUGGAUUCUCGAUAGCAUAAAUUUAUAAUUUUUAUAAAACUAUACAAUUAUAUAACUAUUCAAUUGAUGAAAUUUUUUUCUAUA